Messenger RNA from Anisakis simplex (herring worm), 7698 nucleotides. NCBI's taxonomy places the organism in Eukaryota, Metazoa, Nematoda, Chromadorea, Rhabditida, Anisakidae. The record is from the annotation of a GenBank genome assembly.
GGUCAUUCAAUACCAAUAACAGGUGAUGCGGUUCGUCGUUUCAUUAUCAACGCUGACGGUAGUUUAGCGAUUAAGCAAGUUGGUCCGGACAACAUUGGCCUUUAUACGUGCACGAUUAGAGUGGCAAAUCAAGAGCAAAGUAUAUCUGCAUGGCUCAGGAUUAUUGAAAAACCAUCGAUGCCACAAAGUGUUUUCGCUGAAUUAUUGAACGAGACAAUACCGGCAAAGGUUCGGGUUUGGUGGCGUGAAGGUUUCGACGGUAAUUCGCCGUUGAUUAAACAUAUUGUACAAAUGAGAAGUAUUGGUCCGACGGGUUUGUGGUCCGAUUGGGAAACAAUUAUUGAUAAUGUACCAUCGGAACUGUGUUGCAGUACAGUUUGCGUCCUCUUUGCAGAUAAUCUAAAGCCAUCGUCAACCGUCGAGUUUCGAAUAGUUGCUGUGAAUCGGCAUGGUGCCGGCAAGCCGUCAUUGCCAUCCAACAACGUCACUCUUCCACAACAACCACCUGCGGCUGCACCUCGCAACGUUGCCGCAAGUGCAAGAAGUUGGUCGUCAAUAAUGGUUCAGUGGCAACCACCACCAUCCGAGCAAUGGAACGGUGAUAUUUUGGGUUAUAUAAUUCGCUAUCGUCUAGCGAAUUAUGCCGGCUUACCGUGGCUGGAGAAGAACGUCAGUAAUGGUCAUGCGAGGAAUAUCCCGCUAGAACAUUUGAUAACAUGGCGUGAAUAUGAGAUACAAGUGUGUGCUUAUAAUGAUCGUGGUAUGGGUGUCUUCAGUAAACCACUUUAUGUGACCACACUCGAAGGAGUACCCACCCAAGCUCCAUCCGAUAUUCGAAUAAAAAUAAUCAACUCGACAGCAUUGGCAGUCUCAUUUGUACCGCCAGACCAGCAAAUGAUUCCAGGCGUUAAUCAAGGUUAUAAGGUCAGUUUAGUGUUGACGAUGAAGAGAACGUGCCUACCAAUGGGUCGUCGUUUGGCCUUGCAUGAGGAAUUAAUGGCACAGGGGCCAUCUGAGUCAAUGAACAAUUACAAUCCUUUUAUUGAACUAUGGAAAGGUGGAAUAAGCCCAACGAAAUUGUAUCGACAAAUCCGUGUGUUGCCCGAUCAGCAGAAUAUCACGACCGUGAUUGGUGGUCUGGAGAAGUUCGUGCCGAGUGCUGUUGAAUCGAUUAAUUUCGACAUGGUUCUUUCAAAUUCCGCUGUCGUCUUAUGGAAUCCUCCAACUGAAUCAAACGGAAUUAUAACAAAGUAUACGGUGCGAUAUUGGGAGGAUUCAAACUCGUCAAAGAAGAGGGCCAAAGAAGUGAGGCCGGACACACAUGAGGUGACGCUGGAUGAUCUGAACGCAUCAACCCGUUAUACUGUCGACGUACAGGCUUGGACAAAAGUUGGGGCAGGACCGAGGACAGAGGGACAAUUACCCGGUCGCGCUUCAUCGCUGAUUGUAACAGAUGUACGUGCGAGAAGUGUCAACCUGCAGUUCGUGCCUGGAUUCGACGGUCACACGUUGAUUCGUAAAUGGAUUGUUGAAGCAAAAGUGGCUUCUUCAUCGAUAUUUGUCGCCAUUUUCAACAUUAGUGCGCCCAAAGCACGAUCGUUCACCGUGAAAGGCCUGAGACCAUACACAAAGUAUCAGUUACGGCUGAUCGCCGAAAACAUACGUGGUCGUGGCGCACCAUCGGAGCCAUCUCGAGAAUUUGACACUAAACAAUCGGAACCUGAAAUUGCACCCGAGAAGGUAUUUGCUGAACCGCAUUCGUCGACGUCAGUCGCUGUCUCAUGGUCACCUCUUCAUCCAACCCAAUGGAAUGGUGAACCAAGAGGAUAUUUAAUUGUGUUUCGGAACAGUGAUCAACAAAAAUGGCAUGAAAUGCGAACAUCGAACAUAAAAGAAAGCGAUUUCAUCCUAUCUGAACUGCGACCGUUUACCGAUUACGAAGUUCGUUUGGUGGCUGAGAAUUCGUUGGGUCGGAGUAAUUUCUCGGCAAGUGUGUUCGCGAAGACGUACGAAGACGUUCCAUCGGGUUCGCCAUCAAAUGUUCAAGCAACGGUUGAUAGUCAUCGACGAGCUGUAGUAUCGUGGAAUGCCCUAAAAGGUCGUGCGACGAAUGGUGUUAUUCUGGGAUAUAAGGUUCGUGUUGUGCCUGAAGAAGAGCGACUGAGAGGUGAAUUUACUCGAACAAGUGAUGUAAGUGACGACACGGCCGUAUUGCAGACCGUAUUCACGCAGUUGAGGCCAUUCACUGCUUACCGAGUUUAUGUGUCUGCUUAUACGAUUGUCGGUCAAGGACCUGAAAACAAAUCAGCACCCCUCAUACAAACUGGAGAAGAUAGUGAGGAUCAUCAUCAUGGUAAAAAAANAAAAAAACUUCAUGAAAUCAUUACAAAAACUUCAGCACCUGGUGAGCCAUAUGGGGUUGCUUUUUCCUACAUAAGUGAGAGUGAAGUACGUUUGAAGUGGAUGCCACCGCUAAAUCCAAACGGACGAAUUCUCAAAUACGAAAUCGCUUAUUGGAAGCCUGGAAUGAAGCAAGAUGCUUUGAAAAUUUUACUACCAUACAAUGUUUUUGGAUUCUCGGCCACUGGUUUACAGCCAGAGACUCGGUAUUUGUUCGCCGUCUCUGCAGAGAAUAGUAUCGGAUGGGGAUCGCAGACUGUUGUGACCGUUGUGACAACGCUAACAAGAGUACCGCCACCAUCAGCCCCACAGCCCUAUCGUAAUCCAGCACGUGUCCAGUCAUCGACGUCAAUCUAUUUGAAAUGGUCUCAUCCAUCGUUACCCGAUGAUGCGGAGGAUGCCAUCUCACCCGUUCGUUCUGUGGAUGUCGAGUAUCAAAUGCAUAAUUCAACUAAAUGGAUAUCUCUCCCAAACGCUAUACCAGCAUCACUCAAUGAAGUCACUAUCAACGGAUUGCACCCGGAUACACCAUAUCGCGCACGUAUACGUUUAGUUUGCGAUUUUGCACAGAGCAGUUGGUCACUGGAAUCGCAAUGGGUCAAAACACUUGAAGCAGGUUCGUUUUUGGAUCAUUCCAUUCAAUCGAAUCGAUCAAUUCCAACACCCUCUUCGGCACCGUCAUCCAUUCAAGCGUCACCCUACGAAUCAUCAGCACUUCUGUUACAAUGGUCACCACCACAUCGCAGCGAUUGGAAUUCGGAUAAGAUCACCUAUCGCAUUCUCUAUCGACCGUACCCUUCAAACGAAACAUUCGGCAUUGAGGACGUGACCACCACUGAAGAGACGUUACCAAGAAUGCAACAUAUUAUUCGCAGACUGCAAAGUUUCCGGCACUAUAUUGUGCAGAUGCAGACAGUGAAUGAGAAAGGCGUCAGCGAAUCAUCCACACCAGUGUUCGUCUAUGUUGGUUACUCGAUUCCGAAACGAAGAGUCACAAAUCUAGUCGCUGAACCGUUGUCAUCAACCGCCGUUCAGGUUCGUUGGGAUCCGUGGAUAGCACUUCCAGACGACGUGAUCUCUGGAUUCCGCAUACGAUACACGCCAAUCGUACCGAUUCUAUCCGAUGAACAAAACUUGGAAGAAGUGAUUGUUGCCGAGAACAAUACGGCCAGUAUUGUGGAAAUGAGAAAAUUCACUGAAUAUCAAAUCUCGGUGGUUGCUUACAAUCGUGCUGGUGAGGGAGAAGCAUCAGUGGUGAGAGUGACAACAAUGGAAGAUCGACCGGGUGUCGUUGGGCAUCUCAAAUUCUCGGAUAUUCUUCUGGACUCGGUGAAUGUUAGCUGGAUGCCACCCAGUGAGCCGAACGGCCGAAUCCAAGCUUAUAUUGUCAACUACAGAACGUUUAAACUGCGAGAGGAAUUCAAGAAAGAAGUCCAAGAGAAGACCACUGAAACGGAAAUCUUGGUUGAGAAUUUGGAAGAGAAUGUGACGUAUUUCUUCACUGUAAAAGCUGAAACAAUAGCUGGUUACGGUGAAGGAUUGACGGGUAAUGUCACAAUCGGACCAAAUCCAGGAUGUCCUGAAGCUCCAACGAAACCGAACGUUAUUCCUGGUCAAAUGUCAGUGACUCUUCAAUGGGACGACAAAUCGCAUGGCGCAUCGCUAAUCAAAGCGCACCUUAUACAGGCUAAACGAAUUGCACGCGCUAAGGACUUAGCAGUGACAAAUAAGAACUUUGUGUCUGAACGGAGCCAUCGUGCGAUUCGAUCAAAUGGUCGUGUAAGUCAUGUAAUUGGUAAUUGGGUGACAAUUGCAAAGGUUCGAAAUGCGAAACCGACCUACGAAAUCAACUAUCGGGAACUUGAACCGUCAUCACUCUAUGUUUUUCGAGUGUUCGCCGUAAAUUCGGUCGGCAUCGGAUAUGCCAGUCCUGAAACCGAACAGCUUCACGUGCCAGCUACACUACCCGAUGAACCGUUUUUCACGAAAUGGUGGUUUAUCGUAAUGAUUGCAAUGCUGACAUUUGUGGUGGUUAUUUUGGUUGUCGCACUGUUGUGCAUCACUGGGAGUCGAUAUAAGGAUGAAAAAAGAAACUCGGUAGAUUCACUUCAACUUGCUGAUGGUGGAAUUGUGAGUUAUGAGUUGAGGGCAUCGAAACGGCGAAAUUUGCAUCAUACCAGGCAUGAUCUACCGAUUCGUCCGAACACAAACACAUCGUGGAUAUCGGAUGCCCGUGAACCACCCGCAUACGGUAGCAUUGUGGAUGUGGAUUCGGCUGAUCGAACAACAACGAAUAUUUUCGGAACGCUUGCAACCGAUCUAAUGCCAUCGUCAGUGACAAAUUCAGCACGAACUGCCGGAGGGACAACCGGUACGGCUGGGUCAUCGAAUUUACUUGCGAUGGGUAUUGGACGACCGUUGUCCACAAAUACAACAUUCAUAAAUCAAGAUUCGAUGUUUGAUAGUUUCUCUGCAGACGGUGAAGGGACGCUGGAUAAUGAUGAUGAUGAAGAGGCGAGUGGAUAUAUGGAGAGAGAGACAAGUAUUGCGCAACACUACGAGCACGAAGAUGCGUAUCGAAGUACAUGGCGAAAAGCACGAGCCGAAGCGAUCGCAGAAUCCGCACCCGUGGAGAGAAUGUUACGAAAUGAAACACGAUUGCUGGCUCCGUACAAAACACUCGGAGAAGUGUGUUCGUCGAUAGCACCAGCAUUUCGAGUGCUACCCACACAACGGCGAAUCACUUCCAUUCUCUGUGCCAUCGACAAUGUCAUCGUUCAGUACUCAGCCGAACGUCUACGUCUCGUUUCGAUCAGUGACGCUCUACCUGCAACCAUCAGUUCAGUGGCUGCCGAUAAACGAUAUGUCUAUGCGGCUUGUGCUAAUCGUAUUGCUGUACUACAUUUGUCCAGACAAAUCAAACGAUGGCUAGACGUUGAUAAUCAAAUUCUUAUGAUGAUUCCAUUCGGUGAAGUGAUUAUUGUGAUCGAUGUGUCAAGUUCGGUUCAUGUGAUCGAUGUAGAAGAUGGUUCAAGAGUAUUACAGAUUGAUUCUGACCAGCAGUUCUGCAUCAGUGCUGCCACUCAUCCUGCAACUUAUUUGAAUAAAAUUAUUGUCGGUUCCAAACUCGGCAAAUUACGUCUGUUGAACGUGAGGACUGGUAAAUUAGUGCACGAAUUCGAAAAGCAGUUUGAUGAUGAAAUAAGCGUGUUGCAACAAUCAACGGCCAUCGAUGUAUUGGCGGUGGGAUUGAAGAAUGGCAAAAUUCAUUUGCAUAACUUCAGAACUGAUGAAACGCUUCUCACAUUCACUCAAGACACUCCAGUAACAGCGAUUGCUUUCAGAAGUGACGGCGAAGAUUCAAUGGUGACAUCUGGUGAAAAUGGCAUGCUGGCGGUUUGGGAUCUGAAUGAACGCCGUCUCAUAGGACAGUUACCAAACGCACAUCAACAAUCCAUCACAGCAUUGUACCAUUUGAGUGGUGAACCUUUGAUGGUUUCGUCAGGUGCCGAUAAUACUUUAAAAACGUGGAUAUUCGAUAUGGGUGAUGGUAUGCCCAGACAAUUGGUUCUCUUAGAAGGGCAUUCAAUGCCAUUAACUGACUGUAAAUUCAAUGGUUCUCAUAGUGUUUUAUCAUCUGGCUUAGAUGGUUCCUUACGUGCCUUCUCAGUNAUACGCGAUACACAUCGUCAAAAGCUCGGCAAUGCGGGUAUCGUUUCAAGGGCAGUUGCAAAGAAGAAGAAAUUGGAUUUGAAAAGUAUCGAGAUGAAUGCAGCAUGUGAGAUGGCGAUUGGGGGCGCAAGGGAGGCUGCCUGGGAUAACGUUGUAUGCAGACAUAUCAAUAGUCCCAUCGUUACGUCUUGGUCAACACGUAAGCAAUCUCUUGGCAAGCACCGCUUGUUACAUAAACGUUUCAACGAGGAUCCGUCACUGUCGAUGGCCUAUGCGAGUGCGUUGUGUGUUAGUGGAUGUGGUAAUUUUGUGGUGAUUGGCUAUAGCACUGGUCAUAUUGAUGCGUUCAACAUUCAGAGUGGUUUGCAUCGUAAAACUUUCGUGGCGAAUCAAAAAACACAAACUGCACACUCAACUAUCGUCAAGGGUAUUGCGUUGGAUGCACUCAAUAAACAAAUGAUCUCGUGUGAAGAGAGUGGACUGGUUCGUUUUUGGAAUUUUACGAACUGUAAGUUAAUGGCUGAGCUACGAGUGCCCGCAGCAAUAAGAUGCUUCAAAAUGAGUGCAUCAAAUUCACUGUUGGCAUUGGCGGUCGAGGACAAUUCGAUUGGAAUUAUUGAUGCGUUGUGCAGACGAACGGCCAGAAUUAUGAGAAGCGCGCAUCGUGCUCAUAUCACAUGCGUUGAGUUCACACAUGACGGGAAGUGGUUGCUGAGUGCCGAUAAAGAUGGCUUAUUGAAGAUAUGGGAUUUAGUGACGAAUUGUCUCAUCGAUGUGAUGCGAUGUACGAGCCAUUGUGUUUCGAUGAGUUUCUCACCAGCAGGCGAAUAUUUGGCGACUUGUCACGACGGACAAAAGGGAGUCUUCUUGUGGGCCAAUAAAGCACUCUUCACUGCGGGCAUUCAUAUUAAAGCGUUACCGAUCGACUUUGUACCUUCCGAAACGGUUGCAUUCCCUCUGACAAGGAGUGAUGUUGUGCAGGACGAUGAAGUCGUUGAAAUCGAAGAUGAACAGAUUUGUGACGAAGCUGCCGACAAAGAAUCAAAUACUAUCAACGAUCUUAUAACGUUGUCUGGAUUAGCGCCUCCUCGAUGGGCGAAUCUGCCGAAUUUGGAUGUGAUUCGUGAACGAAACAAACCAAUUGAACCGCCCAAAAAACCGAAAUCCGUACCGUUCUUCUUGCCAUCCACAUCGACUCUCGAAGGAUUCGAGUUCGAAAAAAUGGACAGCGCAGAAAACGAAGAAGAGGAAAGGCGAAAAACGAUUAUGGCAAAAAGAAGUCUUCUGGAAACAGAGACUGCAGUAGACACGAAGGUUUACGUAAGUUCAGUUUUUGGUGAUCUUGAAAGGAAUUGUUUUAAACGUCAUGCUCUUUCGUCUUUCCUUCGAAUGCUUUUAGCAGUUUUGCGAAGUGAACGUGAUUUCGAAUUGGUGCAGUCGUAUAUGGCAACUUUUUUGAAAAUUCAUCGAAAUGUUUUGUGGAGUGAUGAAACUGGCGAUGACUUGGAAAUAAGCAAGUUACUGGAAGAUCUGUUGAAUGAACAGAAACGAUUGUGGUCACCGUUAGACGCGCUGAUCGCCGACAACUCUGCAAUUAUUCAAUGGACCAAAUCCGCACUCAUUUGA